AUGUCCCAGACAAAAUGGAUCAGAGGCCCCAUAUGUGGCAUCGACAACUGUCGCUCUAGGCUUUACAAGCGGGACGCUGGACGCAAGUUCUGCCAGUUCGGCCACAUUGCGGAGGGUGAUCUUGACAUCGAGGACGAAGAUGGGGAAUCUUAUACUCAGACAAAACGUUUGAACAUCCACUUUACAGACACGGGCUUCGGCUCGCAAGCCUCUUCAAAAGCUACCAAUGAUGCUUCUAUUUUGGCAAAUCUGGGCGACAAGAGGCUUUACGGCACAGACGGCCUUGUCCACCAAUACAAAUGCUUUCAGUAUAUUUUGCGAGAUGUCACACCAAAAGUGGUUCGGCAUCUCUAUGGCGCUUUUGGCAGCACCGCUGUCGAAUCUCUUAUUGCCGCUGCGGAUCCCAUACUAAAGCUUCUUUGGGUUCGCUUCGUGAAACAGACGUUUGGCAAUACCACCCCAAGCGUGAGCGAGUUGUACAUUCUCAUCUAUUUGGCGCUCCGCCAAUUAAAUCGCUACCCUGUUUUCAUCGAUCAGUACAUUGAAAUGGUUUCACAGAACAAGGUACCUGUUCUCAAUGCCCUUUCUCUCCUUCCUCCUGAUAUGAGAAUCCUUUUGCCAGUGAGUUCUGCCGCGGUUUUCUCUCCGUCAAAGGUACUAGUGGAAGAUGCAUUUUACGUGUUGCUAGCGAAGUGGUCUACUGACCUUGACCUCCGCAACGUCUGUGCUACGCCUCUUGACUACUCGUACCCCAUAGUUUUCAAGCUUCUUACUGAUCUUCGUAUCCCACAUGCCCCUCAGUUACUCGCAGUAUACCACGAACUUGCUCUGGAGAUCACUCUUGGGGUUCUCAAACAGCAAAGCUUAUAUUCUAUUCUGACCGUUCCGGAGAUACAGAUUCUUGGAUUGGUCCAGUACGUACUCCAUCUCUAUCUCCUCGCCUCGCCAGAAAUCUUCCACAUACAACAGUGGAUACAGUGGAUUGAACAAGAUCAAGAGCUUCCUUGCUUCAGGAAUCGAAACCACAACAUGCCCAUCGAUGAAAUUGUGUGCUUGUCCAAGAAGCAGAUCUCAAAGUACCUUGACUGGGUCCAUGAGAAUAUAAUUCCGCCGAAGUACAAAGACCCAGAAACAGAGGAACUAUCAAUCAUGGAUAAGAAACUAAACAAAAUCUUUGAGUUUAGAUCCGGUAAUGAGGCACCAACAAGCCAUAUUCUGAAGCCUCCGCUCAAGUUGGUGGAGAACGACUUGAGCGCCUCUGACAGAGCGCGAAUCGAAAAUCACAUCAGGAACUACGUAUGUGCCAGAUAUGGUGUAAAGUCUUCCACUCUCCGAGGGGUGUAUGACAGAAUAGAUGGUAACCUUCGUCAAAGACUCAAAUGA
This is a messenger RNA of Metschnikowia bicuspidata var. bicuspidata NRRL YB-4993, 1383 nucleotides long. RefSeq lists its product as uncharacterized. Lineage: Eukaryota; Fungi; Ascomycota; Pichiomycetes; Serinales; Metschnikowiaceae. Gene Ontology annotation, molecular function: RNA polymerase I core promoter sequence-specific DNA binding. Gene Ontology annotation, biological process: RNA polymerase I preinitiation complex assembly; nucleolar large rRNA transcription by RNA polymerase I. The record is from RefSeq and is a predicted model, not a curated record. Gene Ontology annotation, cellular component: RNA polymerase transcription factor SL1 complex; RNA polymerase I core factor complex. Bases 1 to 1383 code for a protein of 460 amino acids. The transcript has a single exon.